AAAGGGAUCUAUGCUAUGGGCUUCAACAGACCUUCCAAAAUCCAAGCAACUGCUCUUCCAAUGAUUCUCGCUGACCCACCCCAGAAUCUGAUUGCCCAGAGCCAGUCAGGUACAGGGAAGACAGCAGCCUUUGUUCUAGCGAUGCUCAGCAGGGUUGAUGUUGUGAAAAAAUAUCCACAGUGUAUCUGCCUCAGUCCUACAUUUGAAUUGGCUUUGCAGACAGGAGAAGUCAUAGAGCAAAUGGGGAAGUUCUAUGAUGGCAUUGAUGUGAUCUAUGCGAUACGAGGGAACAGACCCUCCAAAGGUAGCAAAAUAACAGCUCAGAUCAUUGUGGGAACUCCAGGAACCGUGAUGGAUUGGUGCUUUAAGAUAAAGCUUUUUGAUGUUAAGAAUAUCAAAGUAUUUGUCCUGGAUGAAGCUGACGUCAUGAUUGGUCUUCAGGGUCAUUCAGACCAUAGUGUCCGAGUGAAGAGGGCAAUGCCGCCAGACUGCCAGAUGCUUCUGUUCUCUGCCACUUUUGAGGAUACGGUCUGGUGUUUUGCAGAGAGGAUUGUUCCAGAUCCAAACAUCAUAAAAUUAAAGAAGGAAGAGCUGACUCUGAAGAAUAUUCGACAGUUUUAUGAUUUUUGUGAACAUAGGGAAGCAAAAUACAAGGCCCUAACAAAUAUGUAUGGGUCAAUCACAAUUGCUCAAGCAAUUAUCUUCUGUCAGACUCGUAAAACAGUCAACUGGCUGUUCCAAGAAAUGACAAAUGAUGGACAUGUGGUGGCUUUGCUGAGUGGAGAACUGACCGUGAUAGAGAGAGCCAAUAUUAUCCAAAGAUUCAGAGAUGGGAAGGAGAAAGUUCUUAUCACAACUAAUGUCUGUGCCCGAGGAAUUGAUGUAGAACAAGUGUCGAUUGUUAUCAACUUUGACCUGCCUGUGACUGCAGAAGGCCUGACUGACUAUGAGACAUACCUCCAUCGAAUUGGCCGCACUGGCAGGUUUGGUAAGAAAGGCGUGGCAGUCAAUCUUGUGGAGAAGUGCUUCAUGCACAUUUUGCGUGACCUCGAGGAGCAUUUUGGUAAGCAGUCCUCAUUGUAG
Messenger RNA from Bufo gargarizans (Asiatic toad), 1083 nucleotides. RefSeq names its product DEAD-box helicase 25 (gene DDX25). Bases 16 to 1083 code for a protein of 355 amino acids. The transcript is spliced from 7 exons. Lineage: Eukaryota; Metazoa; Chordata; Amphibia; Anura; Bufonidae. The record is from RefSeq and is a predicted model, not a curated record. Gene Ontology annotation, molecular function: ATP binding; RNA binding; RNA helicase activity. Gene Ontology annotation, cellular component: cytoplasmic stress granule; nucleus. Gene Ontology annotation, biological process: poly(A)+ mRNA export from nucleus.